AUGUUGGGGAAACCAUUGAAUAAGUUACAAAGGAAAUACCUGAACGAAAAGCGACCCAAUUUUGCGCCCAUAUUUUUAGACCAGUUAAAGCCAAGAAUGAUAUUAUACAAAACAGCGAUUCAAGUGAGUGAAUUGCCAUUACCAAAAUAUCCAGAAAUAGCAUUUAUAGGUAGAUCAAAUUGUGGAAAAUCUACACUAAUCAACGAAUUGUGUGGGAGAACAAAUAAAGCAAAGGUGAGUAAAUUACCAGGAUGCACAAAACAAAUACAUUUUUAUAAAAUUGCCAAGCCUUGCUUGUUAUGUCUAGUUGAUUUGCCAGGAUAUGGAUUUGCCCAUAGUAAGGAAGAAUUACGACUACAGUGGAAUGAAUUUACCUUAUUUUAUUUAAAAAACAGAAAAAAUUUAAAAAAAGUUUUUGUUCUCAUUGAUUGCAGAGUUGGACUAAAAACAAGUGACAAAGAAUUGCUCCAUUUUUUCGACCGAUAUAAUAUUAAAUAUCAGAUAGUCUUUAGCAAAUGUGACUUACUGAAUACGAAAGACUUAGCCAUAAAGAUUCAAAUCGCGAAUGAGGAAAUCGCGUGCUUUAAAAAUUUGGAGGCCCCAAUUAUUCCCCUCAGUUCGCUGAAAAGACAAAACUUGAGUGAGCUGCGGAGGGAAAUUGCCAGAUACCAGCUAAACAAAACCAUCGUUAAAAAUAACAUCGUGAUGAAGAUCAACGACUUGAUCGAACAGAGGAGGUUGAGGAAGCUGUCGGGCGGCGCCAUUAGCAGCGUUAGCGGCAGUGGCGAUGUUAACGGCGUUAGCGGCAUUGGCGAUGUUAACGGUGUUAGCGGCGCAGUGGAGGGCCAGUUUAACCACCCCACGGGGAACCCCCCAGACGGGGGCAACACAAAAAGCAAAAAUAAAAGCAAAAGCAAAACGAUCAACGUAGGUGAGACCCUGUCAAAGGACAUACUACUCAGCGAUGACACCAUUUCGGACGCAUUAAAUAGGUGGAAAAAAUUGGACAAACCGAUCGUAGACACACCUUUUAAUCAAUACAUGAGUUGCCACAUGAAGCUUAUAAUAAACGCCCUGCAAGAAAAAUUUCUACGCCAGUGCCGUGAAGAGUUUAACGAGAACGACCUAAACAUUAUUGACGAGGUGAUUGAAAAAUGUGGUAAACUGGGUCACCAAAAUGAGAAAUUGGCGGACCCAUCCUUAAGGCAGAUAAAUGAUACAGAACAGUUGUGCGUGAACAACACACAGGAUCAUUACAAUAAGGGGACCACCUAUAUGCAAAAUAAACAAAGGAAAUACAAGAAAGGGUUGGAGUUAACCGAACAGCAAUUGGAAGAUGAUAGGGAGAAGAAACACCUUUGGGGAGAGACCAUUGGCGAUAAAUCUAGUAAGAAUGUUAGUGUAGAUUUAUCCCCAUGGGGAAGGUCUCAUGGAGGAGUCAACAAAAAGAUUGACGCAAAAGAAAAUAAGAAAACCUACGUGAGGAGCAACGAAACGGUAUCGGAACAGACGUGGGAUGACGAACAACCGAUGGGAGAUAAUCACGAAUCAUAUUGUACAAACGGUUUGGAAGUUCCCCACAGUGGUGGGCAUAAAAACAAAACUGAUGAUUAUUCAAAUCUGCCUUUGCUAAGUAGUAUCGACUCGAUGGAACUAGAAAAGGAGCUACUUUUGGACAGUCUGCUUUUAUCGGAUGAAAAAAAGAAGAACAAAUAUGAGUAUCUCCAUUGCGAAAAUGUAAAAAUGGAUAAUCUAUUUGAAGGAAACAAAAACAAAUCAUGGAGCGAUCAGUUUAAACGUGAGGAUUAUUCCAAAGUUAAGGAAAACAUUUUAUUGGAAGAAGAAGAUACGUAUACCCCUGAGGAUUAUGCAAGUGGGUUAAAGAGGAGUAAAUCGGGCACUCAAAAUGGUGACAUCCUCUCCAGUUACACAUUUAACAUAAAGGAUAAAGACACGCAUCAAAUAUACGAAAAAAUAAAGUCAGAUUCGUACAAAAUGUAUAGAAGUAGGCAGCUAGAAAAUUUAGAAAUACAAACCAGUUGGGGCACACCUGGACAAGGCAAAAAUGGGGCAUCCCCCACGAAUAGAGAAAACACCGGUGUGAAGAAACAUUACAUUGGCUUAAAAACCAGAAGCAGUAUUAUCAAGGGAACCAAAAAAUUAAAAUUAUUUGGUAAAAAAAGAACCAAUGAUAUUGUUCACGUUCCGAUCGAUUUGGCAACGGACUAUUUUAAGUUAAGCAACAACUCCACAGUUUACGAUAAAAAGAAGAACAGCUGGAAUUAUAUUAACUCCAAGUAUAACAAGUGGCUUAAAAAAAUGACCCGCAAGAAGAUUUCCACGGAAAUUACCAGCCCAGUUAAAAAGGUAGACGUCAUGGUGAGAUAUGCACAGAAACAGGAAAGCAAAUAUAAGAAGGAGAAAAACAAACUGCUCAUGCGGAAGAAGAACUUAGGCAUGAUCACCAAACCGCCUAAUCAUAAGAAGGGCCAAAAGAUUUCAAGAAAUUAUACCCUAUCGGAUGAGCAAAAGAUAUUUGAUAGGGAGGCCUUUUUUAAGUAUCGCGAUGUCCAAAAGUGA
This is a messenger RNA of Plasmodium cynomolgi strain B, 2580 nucleotides long. RefSeq names its product probable GTP-binding protein. Gene Ontology annotation, molecular function: GTP binding. The coding region runs from base 1 to 2580 and encodes 859 amino acids. Lineage: Eukaryota; Apicomplexa; Aconoidasida; Haemosporida; Plasmodiidae. The record is from RefSeq and is a predicted model, not a curated record. The transcript has 2 exons.